Molecule: messenger RNA, 903 nt
Organism: Hydatigera taeniaeformis
Lineage: Eukaryota; Metazoa; Platyhelminthes; Cestoda; Cyclophyllidea; Taeniidae
Source: the annotation of a GenBank genome assembly
AUGGAUAACCAAGGACCAACAGUGUUCAGAGUUGAAAAGGCCUUCGACAUGCGUCCAGGCUACCAGCCGGCAGAAGCCACCCUCAGCGUUGUCUACAACACUACAAAUACAAACAGCACGGAGAACUCAAGUCCUGAAGCCCAGGAGGCAAUCGCAACUAGCCAGACGCCAUUGAUUGUCAAUUCCGUUGAGCCUGAAAACUCGCAAGAUAAGAACUCAGCUAGAGAGAUAGCCCUAGAAACCCCACCUGCCUCAAAUAAAUCCUCAGUCGAAAAGGAGUGCCUUAACAAAAGUUCCGCAUCUAGCGUAUGCACGGAUCAGUGUCAGGUCAAGCAGGAUAAGCUAAAUAAACCUGAAGAAUCGUGUGAAAAACUUCAGAGCCAACGAUCCUCCAAUUCCCAGCCUCUGCCACCGUCACCUCUAGAAGAGGCAUCGAAAGAGGUGAAGUGUACUGGAGAACUCCAACUGCAGUCCAGCGCAGACUCACUGCUAGGACGUCUUCAAGUACAAAGUUCCCAGUCUUUGCGUGAUGACGAAAUGAUAUUCGACCUCGGAGUCUAUCGUGAUCGCAUCAAUGGGAAGAUCCCAGAGAAUGAAUACCCACCAUGCCGACUCUACACCAUAGACAGAAGAAAAGGGGCGAUCAACAUGGUGCUGGAAACUAUGCAUAAUAUUGAGGCGCAUAUUCUGUGCGGUUACGUGAAGAAUCAGCACGACAAGUGCAAGUUACAAGAGAUGUUGUUCAAAGCAAGACAAAUCAUAGGUCCAAACAGGCAAGCCUCGCUGACCUACGUUGAAACAAAGGAGAUAAUGAGACUACUAUGCAUGGCUAAGGGUUAUGUGAUAAAUGGAUGCGUAUCAGAGUGUUGCAUCAACCAAUGUGGCAAACGAUCUAAGUGUUGA